This is a messenger RNA of Candidula unifasciata, 2478 nucleotides long. The record is from the annotation of a GenBank genome assembly. NCBI's taxonomy places the organism in Eukaryota, Metazoa, Mollusca, Gastropoda, Stylommatophora, Geomitridae.
AUGUCAACUAGUAUACUGCCAUUACAGCUUGAAAAACGUAUUUCUUCAGAUUUGUUAAAUAUGGGAGGUCUAGCUGAUGGGAAAUGGGAAGAUAAGCAUGCUUCCAAAAAUGAUCAGUCAUUAGGAUUAAGUGAGAGUGAUGCCUUGUUGAAGAAAAAUGGGAUGAAUGGAAUAGAGAAGCAAGAGGGCAGCAAGGGAGAGGUGAACAUAGAUAGAUGUUACAGUUGGUUGACUGUCCGGGUUGAUGAAGCUGCCAGCGGAAAGAGGAGCCGACAUGACAGCAUGUCUAGUUUCAGCUCUAGCACCAGCUCUUCUCUUCCUAUGCCGCAGGCACCUGAUGGAGGAUGGGGAUGGUUUAUCGUGUUGGGAGCAUUUAUGGUGACUGUAAUAUGUGAUGGCCUGUCUUAUUGUUUUGGUGUUCUCUAUACAGAGUUGAAAGUCCAGUUUGGGGAAAGUCAUAGCAAGACAUCUUUAAUCGGGAGCAUUUUUUACGGCGUGUCAAUGAUUCUGGGUCCUUUUGCCAGUGCUCUAACCACACGGUUUGGCUGCCGGACUAUGACAAUAAUUGGUGGUAUUAUAUCAUCUGUUGGCUUGUUCUUGAGUAGUUUUGCAACAUCCAUAGAAAUGUUAUGCAUAACAUUUAGUGCUAUUGUUGGGACCGGAUUCUCUUUCUGCUACAUAACCAGUGUUGUUGUGGUGGCUUUCUACUUUGACAAAAGGAGAGCUCUUGCAACUGGACUGGCUGUGUGCGGUACGGGUGUUGGAACUUUUACCUUUGCACCGCUGAUGGACUACCUCAUUGUUGAGUUUGGCUGGAGGGGUAUGUUCAUAGUGAUGGCUGGCAUAAGCUUAAAUCUCAUUGUAUGCGGUAUGCUGUUUCGGCCACUGCAGUUUACCGAAAGUGAAAGGUGGGAAAUUUUGCUUCAGGAAUUCAACAAAAUUCCAUACAGUAGAGAAGACAUAGAGUUCUUACGAAAUAGAUACCCUAGCGAUUCUAGUGAUUACCAUUCUGAUGAAGAUAUUUUCGAUGAAGAAGCCAGGACUUUAUCUGUACUGAGCUUACCAACUUUUGUCAGUAUAGAAAUGAUGCGUAUUCCUUCAACUGUGCUAAUGGAAGCAUUAAAGAGCAGUAAGAAUCCCCACCUGACUCUACACAGAUACAUGAAGAAUGCAAUGCUUCAGAUAGAAGGCAGCAGUUUAUUUCAGACUUCACCAGAACGUAUUGGAACAUCUGUUGAUAUUGAAGCUUAUAGUUUGACACCUGACAGCUCCGACAGUGACAUUCCAAACAGUUUACCUGCCUCCAUUCUUAAUGAUUGUCUUUCACACACCUGUGCAAUAAAAUCCAACUGCUUAACUUGUCAAAAAAAUGAGGCUACAGAUGCAGCCGAUUCAUAUUCACGUGAGUCAUUUAGUAAACCGGGCCAGCAUUCACCGAUUAGUUCAAGUCAAGGGAAGCAGAAGACCCAGUUGUAUGCAGUUGUGGGAGGUGGGAAGAGUUACACUGUGCCACAUGAAAGUCACCAACAUGAACGUCGGGAAUUCUCAGGUAUGAGCAACAUACUAACAAACAAGGGUUGCGAAAAGGAGGGAAGGUCUGUGGUCAAGAGACUAAGUGGUGUACAUAUUGGUCGUCACAAUGCUUUGGGCAUUCACCUUCCCUUGUACAGGACCGAUAUUUUCUACAGACGUCUCUUGAGAAACAACCCCGCCCAUAGACAGUGCACGCUAGGUACCAGCUGUCCUGAGCUAUCAGAGUCAGUAGCCCCGGAGACAAGCGGAAACAUCAUUGUGAAGAAAGUGAAAGCUUUUUUUGAAGAAUCGUAUGAUAUGAUGAGGAAUAUGGUUGAGUUCAAAUUAUUCCUUAAUCCUUUCUUCCUUGUCUUUGUGUCAUCAAAUUUUAUUUUCUACUUCUGGGAUGAUAUACCAUACAUGUAUGCAUCGGACCAUGCCCAAUCAACUGGAGUAGAACAACACAAAGCUUCAUUUCUGAUAUCCGUCAUUGGAAUCUUCAACACAGUUGGCCAGGUAGUAUUCGGCUUUGUAGGUGAUAUGGACAUUAAUCUUCUGAGUGUGUAUGCCAUUAUCUCCUCUGUGGCUGGCCUGUUUGUGGCUCUGAUUCCCUUGAUGAAAACCUACGUCAGUCUAGCAGCAACAUAUUCCCUGUUUGGCUUCUUUAUCAGUGUGAGCUUCCCUCUGACCACUGUCUUGCUGGUGAACUACUUGGGUGUGGCAAAGCUGACAAGUGCCUACGGUCUGUUGAUGCUGGUGCAAGGUGUGGCCAAUGUUGGUGGACCACCAUUUGCAGGUUGGUUGACCGAUACCACUGGCAACUUUGAUUUGACCUUCUACUUAUGUGGCUUCUUUUAUGCUGUGUCCGGACUGGUGAUGUUUUUAGUCUACAUACCCAAAUGUGUGAAAUAUGUCAAGCCUAAAAGAGGUUCCAUGGAUUACACUGGUUCUGUUGAUGAUGUAUAG